UGCAUUAAAGUAAUAGCAGAAGGAACGAUCAGUCACCAGGUCGGAUGGUAGUGUCGGCCGCGAACAACUAUUUCUUCGAUGUCGUGAUAUUAAGCUAAGUAUAUAUCUGCAAGACAAUAUCAGGCUUGGGCUGCUGCUUUAAAGUUCCGUUAUUCCAUUGACACCGGUUAAAACUACCCUCGAGAGUUCAUCAUGAUGAUCUGGCUACCAUUACACUUUUUUACGAUUGCGAUUCUGACGUCUGGAUUGAAGUUGACAAUGGCUGACACUUUAAACUAUGAUAAAUUUGUAUACAGCGAGUUCAACGAUCCUGAACGAGACCAACUUUUAUAUGGCCAUUUCCCAGAUAAUUUUACAUGGGCAGUAGCAACUGCGUCGUACCAAGUAGAAGGUGCCUGGAACGAGGACGGCAAAGGUUUGAGCAUCUGGGACACAUUCACUCAUCAGCCUAACCAUAUUUAUAAGAACCACAACGGCGAUGUAGCUUGCGAUAGCUAUCACAAGAUUGCUGAAGAUAUCGAUAUACUAAAAGACUUAGGUGUCACUCAUUAUAGGUUUUCACUGUCGUGGCCCAGAAUUCUUCCUGAUGGAACUGUUGAUAAUAUUAACAAUGCUGGUAUUGAUUAUUACAACCGUUUAAUUGACGCGCUGAUUGCUGCCAAUAUACAACCUAUGGUCACUUUAUAUCACUGGGACCUUCCACAGUCUCUCCAAGACAUCGGCGGAUGGAGCAACGACAUACUUGCUGUGUAUUUCAAUUUAUAUGCAGAACUUUGCUUCGAAAAAUUUGGAGACAGAGUCAAAACGUGGAUUACCUUGAAUGAGCCAUACAUCGCUGCUAGGAUGGGCCAUGAAAUGGGCGUACAUGCACCUGGUCUACGUCACCAAGGUACAACAAUCUACAGAGUGGGUCACACUAUGCUGAAGGCACAUGCCAAAGCGUGGCACAGCUACAACACUAUUUACAGACCUGACCAGAAAGGUUCUAUCGGCAUCACUCUGGUUGGUUUCUGGGGAGAACCUGCAUCUGACAGUGACGAAGACAGGGCAGCUGCUGAUAGAUAUGUCCAGUUCAUGCUCGGUUGGUUCGCUCAUCCCAUCUUCAUUGGAGAUUACCCGGAUGUGAUGAAAGAACAAAUUCUGAAGAAGAGUCGUGCACAGGGUCUUACAUCUUCGCGUUUACCAUCCUUCACUGAGGAAGAAAUCAACUUGAUUCGUGGUACGAGCGAUUUCAUUGGCCUGAAUUACUACACGACACAACUAGUUCGUCAUGCUGAAACUGAAACGUUGCCGGUCGGAUUCUUAGAAGACCAGGACCAAGUCGCGUGGUAUAACGAGAGCUGGCCGAAAACCGGAGUACCUUGGCUGCGACCAGUUCCAUGGGGGUUUCGCAAGAUUAUGAAUUGGAUUAAGAUGAAUUAUGAUAACCCACCAAUCAUUAUAACUGAGAACGGUGUAGCAGAGUUUAGUGAUGGGAAGGAACAACUAUUGAAUGACACAUGGAGAAUACAAUACAUUACCUCACAUGUCAAUGAAAUGUUAAAAGCCCAUCAUAAAGACGGAGUAGAUGUGCGUGGAUACACGGCAUGGUCCUUAACGGAUAGCUUCGAGUGGACGGCUGGAUAUGCUUAUAGGUUUGGUUUGUAUUACAUGAAUGCCGAUGAUCCGAUUAGAAAACGAAUACCCAAAGCUUCUGUGGACUCUUUCUCUGAAAUUAUAAGAAAUAAUGGAUUUUUGUUGCCUUAUGAGCAAGAGAUCAAGAUGGGUGCAAUGGGCACGUUUGGGAAAUGGAUUCAAAGUUUUUCUCAAGUUUUUCGAAAAGGUUAG
Molecule: messenger RNA, 1827 nt
Organism: Saccoglossus kowalevskii
Lineage: Eukaryota; Metazoa; Hemichordata; Enteropneusta; Harrimaniidae
Product: cytosolic beta-glucosidase-like
Biological process (GO): carbohydrate metabolic process
Molecular function (GO): hydrolase activity, hydrolyzing O-glycosyl compounds
Source: RefSeq, a predicted model, not a curated record